UUCAAAUCUCGUAACGCUAACUUAUGUUGCAUUACAUCCCUUCACGAGCCCCCUCCUCUCUCUCUCUCUCUCUAACAUCCUAAGCUGGCUGUAACUCAGUUACGUUUUAACAAAACUUGUGUCUUAUUUGACAGACACUUCAUUCAAAGAAGAAGAAGAAGAAGCAAGCCAAGCAGCAACACCUGCUUCAUUAUGGGUGCCUCAGGAAAAUGGGUAAAGGCAUUAAUCGGACUCAAGAAACCAGACAAAGACGACCAUGUGAAGGAGGGUGGUGGUAAGAGCAAGAGGUGGAGGCUAUGGAGGAGUUCUUCAGGGGACACGGGGGGUUCUUGGAAGGGUUUCAAAGGAGGAAACUACAGAGCAGCUUCUGAAGUGGGGUCUGAUUCUUCUCCACCUGUUGUAGCAGCAGAUGCAGAUGCAGAUGCUGCUUUCACAGCCGCUGUAGCCACUGUAGUUCGAGCUCCACCUAAGGAUUUCAGACUCGUCAAGCAAGAAUGGGCAGCUAUAAGAAUCCAAACUGCUUUCCGCGCCUUCUUGGCAAGAAGGGCUUUGAGGGCAUUGAAGGGAGUGGUGAGGAUUCAAGCGCUUGUUCGGGGGAGACAGGUGAGGAAGCAGGCUGCGGUGACAUUGAGGUGCAUGCAGGCCUUGGUUCGAGUUCAGGCCAGAGUAAGAGCUCGUCGUGUGAGGAUGUCCAUAGAGGGGCAAGCUGUGCAGAACUUGCUCAACGAGCGACGGAGUAAGCUUGAUCUUUUGAAGCAAGCUGAGGAAGGAUGGUGUGACAGCAGAGGAACGUUGGAAGAUGUUAAGACAAAGAUACAAAUGAGGCAAGAAGGAGCUUUCAAAAGGGAAAGAGCAAUGGCUUACUCUCUUGCUCACAAGCAAUGCAGAUCAACUCCAAGCUCUAAUUCACGAACAAAUGCCUCUUUUUCCUCUCUCAAGAGUCAUGAGAUGAACAAAGCUAACGGUGGGUGGAGUUGGUUGGAGCGUUGGAUGGCAGCCAAGCCUUGGGAGAGUAGAUUGAUGGAACAAUCACAAUCUCAGGCUGAAGCCUUAGAUAAAACCCCAACUCCAAAGAAGUUUGUGGAAUCCUUUGUGAGCUCUAAUUCCAAACCAUGCACGGUCAAAGUCAAGAAAAACAACGUGACAACAAGGGUUUUUGCUAGGCCACCCCUGGUUGGGCAAGCUACACGCUCAUCCUCAAGUCCAAGUUCCGAGUUUCGAUACGAUGAGAGUUCUGCAUCAUCCUCCAUUUGUACAUCUACAACACCAAUGUCUGGGAACACUUGUGACAGGACUGAGGAUAGUAAUGGUAAUGCUGUUGCUAGGCCUAAUUACAUGAACCUGACUCAGUCCACAAAGGCAAAGCAAAAGACAAGUAGUAAUCAUGUGUAUAAUAGAGCUCAGAGGCAGCAAUCCAUGGAUGAGUUUCAAUUUCUCAAGAGGGCAGCGGUUUUCUCCAAUGGAGAUUCCAAAAGCACGGCUGGUUCUGACCCUUCAAUCAACUUUUCUAGGCCACUUCACUUGGACAAGAGUUCAGUUAUGACACGUUGAAAGGGAUAAGGCUCAGCUUCAUGGUGUGAUGUGAAUCUGGUGGAAGCUCAAUAUCUUUGUGUAUUUAUUAUUAUUAUUUUUUUCCAAGAAGUUCAACAUCUUGUUGUUCCAUGCAAUUUACAUUGAGUUAGCUAGCUAGAAGUAGCUUUUAUAUGUUUGGUGUAAUACUUGUGAGGUGUUGAUUAAUUUGAAAAUUGAGAUGAUCCUGGAUAAAUCUGAAGUCGUGUAUAAACACUUUCAGAUUGAAUCAAAUUUCGGGGUUCAACCAAAAUUGUUCAAUCGGAUAAAA
Glycine soja is the source of this 1840-nucleotide messenger RNA. Its product is annotated as protein IQ-DOMAIN 1-like. The record is from RefSeq and is a predicted model, not a curated record. Lineage: Eukaryota; Viridiplantae; Streptophyta; Magnoliopsida; Fabales; Fabaceae. Gene Ontology annotation, molecular function: protein binding. Bases 193 to 1551 code for a protein of 452 amino acids. The transcript has 5 exons.